UCCUGUCACAAAAAGACCAAAAGCAAAAAAAAAAAAAAACAGUGGCACUGCUUAGGGAGACCUCCAGUUUCAUCCAGACUUAAUGACAAGAAGCCAUUCCAGAGGGCUUGACAGAAACAGACCGAAGGGACUAUAGACCGCUUCAAGGGAGCCAGUCUCUUCCUGGACUCAGACAUGCUGUGGGAAGAGGCCAGAGAGUUUGGAAGUCCAGGCAGGCGGGAGGGGGAGGGACCAGCCCUGGGUGCCGCAGUGGGAGUGGCUCCAGUCUCACUUCAGAGCCACGGGGAGCCUGGGCCCUGGUGGGCCACCCCAACCCAGGCACCCUAUACUGUUCUGCUGCCACUGAGGACGAGCCACCAAGACCCAGGGGCCCAGAGCUUCUUUCUUUGGCUGCAGAGGAUACAGGCUCUGGAGAGGUAACAGGAUGCCCUGUGGCAGGGGCUGGAGCUGCUGGAGCAUGGCUGGGCCUGGUUUGCAGAUCGUCUGAGGGAAGCACAGCAACAACAGUUGCAUCUGGGGGCCCUUGGUGAGAAUUUUCUAAUAGAUUUACAGUCAGAGGCUGACGCCCCUCAGUUACCCCAGAUUCAAAAGGUGAAUGCCUGUUUGCAAAAUCUGAUUCAGAAGGAACUGUCAAAGCAGUGGAAAGGUAGCCAUCAGCCCGAGGAGGAGGGGGCUCAGCCAGGCUGCCCCCAUGGGCAGAGGGGCCCUACGCUGGUGUAGACAGCUGUGGUGGACUUAGA
This is a messenger RNA of Nannospalax galili (Upper Galilee mountains blind mole rat), 740 nucleotides long. RefSeq names its product suppressor APC domain containing 1 (gene Sapcd1). The transcript has 4 exons. The record is from RefSeq and is a predicted model, not a curated record. NCBI's taxonomy places the organism in Eukaryota, Metazoa, Chordata, Mammalia, Rodentia, Spalacidae.